Eimeria necatrix is the source of this 270-nucleotide messenger RNA. Its product is annotated as cell differentiation protein rcd1, putative. Lineage: Eukaryota; Apicomplexa; Conoidasida; Eucoccidiorida; Eimeriidae. Bases 1 to 270 code for a protein of 89 amino acids. Gene Ontology annotation, biological process: mRNA catabolic process; negative regulation of translation. The transcript has 3 exons. The record is from RefSeq and is a predicted model, not a curated record. Gene Ontology annotation, cellular component: P-body; CCR4-NOT core complex; CCR4-NOT complex.
AUGGUCACGGGGGUGGUGGAUUGUCCCUCCAACCGCCUCCUUAAACACGUCGUCAGGUGCUAUCUCCGUUUGUCGGAUAACUCGAGGGCGCGAGAGGCUUUAAGACAGUGUCUUCCAGAUGCUCUCAAGAACCCGGAGCUGCAUGCGAGUCUUAAAGAUGAUCCUGCAACAAAGAAGUGGCUGAUGCAGCUGCUGCAUGCAGUGUCGAGUCCCCCCCAGCAGCAGCAGCAGCAGCAGCAGAUUCAGCAGCAGCAGCAGCUGCAGCAGUAG